AUGACUUGCAUUUUUUGUCACGUGCGUACUCGCGGCGUGCGAGCGUCAAAGUUUACGGCCAGACGGCCUUACACCUGCCAUCUAUCCGAAAUCGAAAUGGCGGCGAGAGCGCCGGAUGGAUCGAACUGCAGCUACGAGGUGAUGAAGGCGAGGCACAAGGAGGCGUACGGCUACCUCACCCGGGCCCUGCAGAUUGACGAGGCUGGCGAGGGAGACAGAGCUGAAGCCAUUGACAUGUACUCCAAGGGAAUAACAGAACUGGAGAAAGCAGUCGCCAUGUCAGUCCACACCACCGGGGAGGAGGAAAAGAAGAAGGUGGAGGACAUGAGAAAGGCGAUGCUGAAGAACAUUGAGAUGUCUCGGGAGAGAGUGGGCAUUCUCUUGGAAGGAGGGUCUCUGGUGGGCUCAGGGCGAGGGAGAAGAGUGAAACACCAACCCACUGAGUCCCUCAGAUCUGUCACUCCACGACAACCAAUCAGGAGAAGACCUUCCCCGCCUACCAGCAGACCAGCUCAACACAAGAAGAAGAGGCCGGCGUCAACAUCUUAUAAUUCCCUACCACACCCCUCCUCCUCCUCCUCCUCCUCCUCCUCACCGACUCAGACAGACACCACACACCCUUUCUCCCACAUGAAGGGAGUUGACUCCAAACUUGCCGACACUCUUCUCAACGAACUCUUGGAGAAAGACACAAAGGUCUCCUGGAACGACAUUGUUGGCCUGGAACUGCCGAAACAGACUCUGCAAGAGAUUGUCAUUUUACCGUCCAUCAACCCAGAGUUGUUCACGGGACUGAGGGCCCCAGCCAGAGGUCUACUCCUGUUUGGUCCACCUGGCAAUGGAAAAACCAUGCUGGCAAAGGCAGUUGCUCACGAGUCAAAUUCGAAAUUUUUCAAUGUCGGUGCAUCUUCUCUCACCUCGAAAUGGGUGGGAGAGGGAGAAAAGCUAGUGAGGGCGCUGUUUGCUCUGGCAAGGGAGCUCCAGCCUUCCAUCAUAUUCCUGGAUGAGUGUGAUGCCCUACUGGGGAGGAGGGGAGAGGGAGAGAACGACGCAAUGAGAAGACUCAAGAACGAGUUCCUCCAGUGUUUUGAUGGGAUGACGGCAGAGGCUGGGGAGAGGAUUCUGGUCAUGGCUGCCACCAACAGACCGCAUGAGUUGGACGACGCAGUUCUGAGACGGUUUGAGAAGAGGAUUUUCAUCCCUCUCCCUAGCCACGAGGCUCGUAAGGGGGUAUUGAAGAAACUGGUGUCCAAACACAAACACAAACUCUCAGAGAGCCAGUUGGGGAAGCUGGCUCAGGACAUGGACUGCUACUCUUUCAGUGACAUCACAGCUCUUGCCAAGGAGGCAGCUCUGGGACCUAUCAGAGGAAUGGACUACAACACCCUAAAGAGCAUAUCUGCGGGAAAGGUCAGGCCAAUAGAGUACAGUGAUUUUGAGAAUGCCAUGGGAGUGGUGAGACCAAGUACUUCAGUGGAACUGCUGCGAACACUUGAAGAGUGGAACGCCAGAUUUGGUGUUUCCUCUGCGUAAACUAGUGCACAACACCACCAACUUGAUCACAGCUUUAGUGCAGUUUUGUUGACAUGAUGUAAUUGUGACAAU
This is a messenger RNA of Geodia barretti, 1605 nucleotides long. The record is from the annotation of a GenBank genome assembly. Lineage: Eukaryota; Metazoa; Porifera; Demospongiae; Tetractinellida; Geodiidae.